This is a messenger RNA of Dipodomys ordii (Ord's kangaroo rat), 2353 nucleotides long. RefSeq names its product nucleoporin 35kDa (gene Nup35). The record is from RefSeq and is a predicted model, not a curated record. Gene Ontology annotation, molecular function: phospholipid binding; structural constituent of nuclear pore; single-stranded DNA binding. Gene Ontology annotation, biological process: regulation of DNA-templated transcription; NLS-bearing protein import into nucleus; nuclear pore organization. NCBI's taxonomy places the organism in Eukaryota, Metazoa, Chordata, Mammalia, Rodentia, Heteromyidae. The coding region runs from base 85 to 1065 and encodes 326 amino acids. The transcript is spliced from 9 exons. Gene Ontology annotation, cellular component: nuclear pore central transport channel; nuclear membrane; nuclear pore nuclear basket.
CGCCCCCGCCCGCGGGUGGGGGUGUUUCCGCCAUUUUUGAAAAAUUGGAAGGUCCUGGGUUUCUCGGUAGUUGCCGCGGUCCAGAUGGCAUCGUUUGCCGUGGAGCCCCAGGCGCCCGCGCUAGGAUCUGAACCAAUGAUGCUGGGUUCACCUACAUCUCCAAAGCCAGGAGUUAAUGCCCAGUUCUUACCUGGAUUUUUAAUGGGGGAUUUGCCCGCUCCAGUGACUCCACAACCUCGAACAAUAAGUGGACCCUCAGUUGGAGUUAUGGAAAUGAGAUCGCCUUUACUUGCAGGUGGAUCACCACCACAACCAGUUGUACCAGCUCAUAAAGAUAAAAGUGGAGCUCCACCUGUUAGAAGUAUAUAUGAUGAAAUUUCCAGCCCAGGACUUGGAUCAACACCUUUAAAUUCAAGAAGACAGACAAACAUUUCAGUAAUGCAGAGUCCUCUUGUUGGAGUUACAACUACUCCUGGAACAGGACAAAGUGUGUUUAGCCCAGCAAAUAUUGGUCAGCCACGAAAGACGACACUAUCUCCUGCCCAGUUGGAUCCUUUUUAUACACAAGGAGAUUCUCUGACUUCAGAAGAUCACCUUGAUGACACUUGGGUGACUGUGUUUGGGUUUCCACAAGCAUCUGCAUCUUAUAUAUUGCUACAAUUUGCACAAUAUGGAAAUAUCUUAAAACAUGUGAUGUCCAACACAGGAAACUGGAUGCAUAUUCGUUACCAGUCUAAACUGCAGGCCCGGAAAGCUUUAAGCAAAGAUGGGAGGAUAUUUGGAGAGUCCAUCAUGAUUGGUGUAAAACCAUGCAUCGAUAAAACUGUCAUGGAAAACAGUGAAAGAUGUUCUUUGUCAUCACCAUCUUUGGUAUUUACACCACCAAUUAAGACCUUAGGUACACCAGCACAAUCCGGAAGUACUCCUAGGAUUUCUACCAUGAGACCUCUUGCUACAGCAUACAAAGCUUCUACUAGUGAUUAUCAGGUUAUUUCUGACAGACAAACGCCAAAAAAAGAUGAAAGUCUUGUCUCGAAAGCAAUGGAGUACAUGUUUGGCUGGUAGAUAAUAAGAGCUAAGAGCUCCGCUAUGAAGGAGGAGGUCCUUGCACUAAAACCAGAGUUAGCAAAGUACCGCCAGUUUCCUUUGGUUAGUUGUAUAACCAUACUUGGCAGUGGUGGGUAGCUAUCUCAGAUGCUUAUUUCUAAAGAUUUUUUUUUUAAGAAUACAUCCUAUUUGUAGCUCGCGCUUUAAAAGAUGCUUGAGAUACAUUUUGAAGAAAACCUAAAAAUCACUCUAGAUAGGAUUUUGUGCUUCAUGUGAUAGUGCAUGCACAAGAAACUCAGCACUGAUUAUUGUAAACUAAGUAAUUGAAUUUGGAGAAUUAUCUCCUAGUUUUCAUGAGAAGGUGAAUUUCAUGAAAGCUGCUUGUAUUUACCAAGACACGAUUAUAACUAGCAAUGUGAAUGAUGGUCUUUUAAUUGAGAUAGUAUUUAAUAUUCUGAUUACCUUUGUAUAUAUCCUGUUGUGGUUUAUCAUCUUUUACUACUAUAAAACCCAACUAUUCUUUUUUAAAAACCUACUACUAAAAUUUCUUGAUAAUAAACUUUGUCAAUUAUGUACUGAAUAUAUUUUGAAGUGGUGAUUUAUUAUUGUUUUAUUUGUUCACUGAACUAUAGAAAAUAUUUUAUUAACUUUUGUAUACCUAAAAUCCAGCUUUAAUUGCUUUUACGUUGUACCAUUAUUUUUUGUUUAUUUAUAUUUUUAAGUAGUUCAAAGGGGUUUCAAUUAAAAUGUCCAUUUAUUGUAAGUGCAGUGUGUCUUGCUCUUCCAUUAUUCCCCUUCCCUCUCCUUUGUGUUUGUGUUUAAAGCACACACGAGAUGGAUGCAGUUUUAAUAUAAGUACUUCAGGAUAUAUUAAAAAAUAAAAAUCAUAUUUCUCUAUAUAAUUAAAAUGUCCGUAUCCCACUUACCAAUUAGUAAUGGUUACUGUGCAAUAUUCAGUUCAUUAAAUGAAAUAUUUAUUAUUUAUUCAAAUCAUGAUCAAACUCGAUUUACACAUUGUUAUUUAUCUCUUAACUGUCCUAGUAAGUUAGUUCUUUCCCUGGUCCCCAUUGUCCAGCAUACCACAACCUACUAAAGCUGCCUUGUGAGUUGACUGUAGUCUGAGCUUGCUCACUAUUUUUUCUAUGUCCUGGAAACUAGAUCUAGAGAAGAUUAGAUUUUGAUUUCAUUUUUUUGGAAAUAAUAGUUGGUAGCUUCAUGCUACACAUAAUAAGACAAAAGAUAUUAAUUGUAGUUGUUUGAUUUUAAUGAUGUUUUAACUGAUCAUGGUUAUAUGUGCAGAAGCCUG